Octopus sinensis (East Asian common octopus) is the source of this 1000-nucleotide messenger RNA. RefSeq names its product dnaJ homolog subfamily B member 9. Gene Ontology annotation, molecular function: protein-folding chaperone binding; misfolded protein binding. The record is from RefSeq and is a predicted model, not a curated record. Bases 208 to 873 code for a protein of 221 amino acids. Lineage: Eukaryota; Metazoa; Mollusca; Cephalopoda; Octopoda; Octopodidae. Gene Ontology annotation, cellular component: endoplasmic reticulum. The transcript has 4 exons.
ACUGUUAUUUACCUCACUCAUUCUGCUCCCCUCUCUCUCACUCUACCACUUUCUCUCUCUCUCCCCCCCUCUCUUUCUCUCACUCAUUCAUUCACCACUCCCCUUCUAACUUUGUCUUCAUAAUUUAUUAGUCACGGUUUCAUUUCUUCGCUGUUACACCUUUAAUCUCUCCGCUCCGAAAUUGUCAACUCAGAUCAAAGUGUAAAAAUGUAUUUCAACAAAAUGCUGCUCUUCACUGCUCUGUCAAGCGUUCUUGUACAGGAGGUCAUAUCAUUUGAGGCAAACAAAGACCUGUAUGAAAUACUUGGCAUAAAACGAGGAUCUUCUCAAAAGACAAUUAGGAGUGCCUUUAGAAAAUUAGCCCUAAAAUAUCACCCAGAUAAAAAUAAAGAUAACCCAGAGGCUGAAAAAAAAUUUGUAGAAAUUAGUAAAGCUUAUGAAAUCUUGUCAAACCCUGAGAAGAAGGAACGUUACGACAAAUUUGGCGACACUGGCGAUAGUCAGGAUGACUUCUCUCAAGGAACACAUUCUUUUAAUUUUGAAGAUUUGUUUGGCUCCAGCUUUGAUAAUUUCUUCUCAUCCAGUCAUCGCAGUAGUCAGAAUUCCCAGGGAAGAGGUGGAGGGGGACAGUACAUAAAGAUCAACGACGAUGAUUCUUUCUUCCGAUUUGAUGAUUUCUUUGGUGAUAGUGAUGACAACGAGGAUUUUUUCAGUUUUGAUAAUUUUGAAGAUUUUUUUGAACAACCUCAUGCUAAAUAUAGUGGACAUAUGAACAGCUUUUUUAGUUCAUCGCAUUCAUCAGGUGGUCAGAAAUGUCGGACAGUAACCCAGAGAAUCGGAAAUAUGAUGACAACUCGGACAGAAUGUUCAUAACUAUAAAACAGUUUUUCUAUUUGGGAUGAAGUAUACUUUUAAAUUUAUUGACAUUUGAUAUAUAUAUAUAUAUAUGUAUAUAUAUGUAUAUAUAUAUAUAUAACGAUUUUAUAUAUAUAAACAAACA